Messenger RNA from Haplochromis burtoni (Burton's mouthbrooder), 7218 nucleotides. RefSeq names its product rhophilin associated tail protein 1-like (gene ropn1l). NCBI's taxonomy places the organism in Eukaryota, Metazoa, Chordata, Actinopteri, Cichliformes, Cichlidae. The coding region runs from base 1158 to 1844 and encodes 228 amino acids. The record is from RefSeq and is a predicted model, not a curated record. The transcript has 6 exons.
ACUAUGAAGCGUUCAAGGCUGUAAGCCAUAUAAUGCCAAAGUUUGGGAAGUUGCCCUAAAAUUAACGCUUUCACACUAACUUCUACUGUCCCUUUAAAAAACAAGCACAGUCUAGGUUACAGAUUCCUUAUAAUGUAGUCCGGACCUAAGAGGCCUUCUGAGGGUACAUCAGUCUCUCUAAACUCAAAACUAAUGUGUUUGUCCUUUUGCAGUGUUACUUUGGUCUUCCACUUUUCUAUCUAAAGUUAAAUUUUAUCUUAAUAAAAAUAUUAAAGCCAGUGACCAGUUUCAAAAGAAAGUUUAUGUUUAAAGUUUUGAGACUGUAAUAAAACCCAUAAAGAUUCCUCUAAACACAUAUCUGAUUAAAUGUAUCAUUUAUUCAAUUUGACCGACAGGUUUUAGCGUAACUAACAUGAGGGAAAAGGUAUUUUCCCAAUGAUCAGUUAGUCUUACUACAAUAAACUUAGGUGAGGGAGCACAGUAUGCUGUUUGAACACUGAUCUCUGCUGAAAAUGCCCUUUUGUAUAUCUGUGUAAAUAUUCCAUUAAUAGUUCUAAAUUAGGAUGAAUGAUUCAUUUGUUCCUUACAGCAGGGGGGUGUCUAGAAGGGGAGCAAAGGGGCCUGCAUCCUGAAAUAUGAUAGGCUGCCCCAUCAAAGUCACUGUAUUAGAAAUAUUACUACAGUACUGUCUUAUAGUGCCCCAAACCAUUAUACAGCAUAGAACGGGCCACUGGUGCUACUGAUUCUAGCUCUUAUUUAAGUAAAAAGUUUUGAAAGUGGUGUUUUGUGCACCUGUUUUUUUCACUGGAGGAAUAUUUCUGACUGAGUAUUGAGAUUUAUGUCGGUGUUCUCCAUGGGUGUCAUGUUAUUUUCGUCAGACAGAUAACGCUGCCUCCACAUGAACAGAAUCAACUUUCUGGGAUUUCCUUAGCUGGAUGACUGAGCAAGGACCAGGAACAGUGUUUUCAGCAGAGGGGGCGGUAGUGCUCUUCCCGUGGGGUUUCUAAUACCACAGGGAGAAGAAGAAGAAGACGCCGUUGCUAUGCGACGACGCUACAACACUCCCAUGAACUGCUAGGCAUAAAUAACCAUUACUUAGGCUAGCAACUCAUAUUUCAGGGGCGUCUUCCGGUGACUUUCUGUUCAUCAGUCCAGCCAUGCCUCUUCCAGACACAUUCUACUGUGCCCAGCAAAUCAACAUCCCUCCUGAGCUGCCAGACAUCCUUAAAGACUUUACUAAGGCAGCCAUCCGAACACAGCCCAAGGAUUUGUUGCAGUGGUCUACGGCAUACUUCAGUGCUCUGUCUAAAGGAGAGUGUCUGCCUGUUAAGGACAGGCUGGAAUUAAAUGUUGCCACCCAGAAGACGGACACUGGGUUGACUCCAGGUCUUCUGAAGAUCCUCCACAAACAGCUGUCGCCCAAGACAACCUGUAGCAAAGAGGAACUGCAGGCGAAGUGGAAGGGCUUGUGUCUACCUGUGGCUCAGCUGGAGACCCUGCUGUCGCUGGGCAGCUUUGGCUCAGAUAUUGACUGGAUGGAGUUUUUUGCCCUGGGCUGCAGCGCUCUUGGAGGGACUCUUAUCAGUUCGCUUAAGUUUGCCUGCGAGAUCCUAACAGAGGAUGAGAUGGGUGGUGCCGCAAAGAUCCCGUUCGACACCUUUGUCAGGCUCUACACUUACCUGGCUCAGCUAGACGGGGACGUGCCACAGGAACGCAUUGACAACUUCCUCGGCACUCUGCAGCCACAAGUCAACAAGCAGAACGGCAUGAUUCAGGUUUCCAACUUCUACCCCAGCAGGAAGGGAGGGAAGCAGAGGCAGAAAGCAGUGGAAGAAAGAAGUUAGAAAUAGGAAUAAGGAAAUGAUGGCGCCCAAUUAAUAAAUGGAGCAGCUAACGCUUCGUCAAGCACAGCUGUUUUUCCAAAAAGAAAUUGGUCCCAUUAAUUGUUGGCAUCAGCCACUGUGGCCGAUUAUUCAUCAGUGUCCGGCUGAAUCAAGCCGCUAUUAUGAGUCGGGUUGGAUUUAAUGAGCAGCAAUAGAAGCACAAAGCUGCCGUGCUCAAACUGUCAGGUAGGGCGUGUGUGGAUGCUUUUUAUUUCCCAUUCCCGUAUGACUCGGCUAGUGAAGUUCAUUUAUCAUGCACGCUGCCUCACCACAUUUGGCCUCUCUGCUCGCGUCUGCAUUUCACCCAGCAGACCAAAAAAAAAAAGGGAAGUCAAAUAGAUAAGCGCCUACGCCACAAGAGUGUGAGUUUCAGCUUGCGUUAGAGACUUGUGUUAUAUUCACUCCUCUGUGCAGUACUGUAAACAAACACAGGCACAUUUCAACACCAGUGACAGUGACAGUGUGAAAGGUCCAGAGGUCCAGAGAUACAGUAUGACUGUUAUUAACAUAUUUGCCUCUCAUACAAACACACACAAAACUGCUACGCUGGAGGUAUUUCAACAGACAGCACAACAAACGGGAUCAGAGAAAAUUCCGUUUUCAGACACUUUUGGCAUUUGGUCUCAGGGGUGGAGGAUACACGGACACACAGAUACUGUAGCUUACCCCUUCCAGGAUUGCAACUGUGGUCAAGUCAAAGAAGACUGGAAGACAGAUAGAGCCCCCGCUAACUCGAUAACUGCAGGCUCUCUGCCCAUAUGACACAGCAGAGAAAGAAUUUUGUCAGGGCUUCCAGCAGUGAUCUUUUUGUGCAACGCCCACGUUAGAACUGAGUAAAUGAACGCGCUGAAAAUAACUCAGUAUUAACUGUAAUCUGCUCAUAAUGCUUUUAUAUUUGGAAAGAUUCCUAUUUGUAUUGAUAGCUUUUAUGUCUGGCUGAAGUCUGAAGCAGAGAUAACUCUGGUAUCAAAGAUUUAGCGCACGAUGCAGACAGCGCAUAAUUUGUCUUCAUUAAAUAACACAACAUUCAGAAGCCAUGCGUGAGGAUGUGGAUCGCCCAGCUGGAAUUACAAGGUUAAACAGGACGAGAUUUUUAGCUGUACUUAUAUUGUAUUAAAAGAGGUAUAUAAAUUGACAAGUAGAAAACAUAAACACUGAUUUGAACUUGGUUUCCUGUGGAUCUUUUUUUUUUCCAGGAACCGAUGAACCUCUUUUGAUAAGGAAAUCAGGAAGUUUUUGAUUCUGUGCAGGGUUUUCUCAUAUACAGGAAUUUGCGGCAACCCCACACGUUUUAUGCAUAGCCAGAGGAAAUAUAACAGUUCCUUUUUUACCGUAACUACUUAUUAGGGAUUCAUUCACCAUUACAUAGUGGGCAUUACUGUGUAUCAGUUGCACAGAAAUAAUAAAAAACCCAUUGAUUUUUCAAAAUACAGACUAGCCUUGACUGAUCAUUUUUUAUAAGGAUUAUAAAAACGGCCCAUUUUGAAACCGGAAAAACCCUGCGGGGCUAUAGUUUUUUUCUUUUCUCAAAAAAGUACAUGUUUGUGAGCUGGUACUUUCCAGUGAUCUAGGAAUUACCCUUAAUGCUGUUACUGCUUACAAUAAAACACUAUGUUGAAAGCUCAGUUGUGUAUUUAUUCAGUCUGCAAGCACUAUUGCUUGCAUGAGUGUUAGGAGCUUCUAUUUGAAAGCUUUUUGAUCUAGUGAAUUAUUAUGUCGUUGUUAAUUGGAUUUAGAUACUCUGGUAAUGUUGCUACAGUAAAACAGCAAAGUAGUAAAAACAUGUCUUUCACCCUGUGCACAUAAUUCUUUGAGAUUUACAAAAUCCAAGCCUCAUGACAGCAAAUUACAAAGAGCAGCCUCCUGUUGACUUAAAUCAAACUAAACCUGGCAAAGCUGGCAAACUGCACGUGUUUUGAGACACAACAUGUUCUUGUUCUUUAGAAAAAUGUCUGUCUUGUCAGUCACACAUGUCUUGGUUGACAGUUCUAGUAAAGUAAAAGUACAAUCCACCAAGAAUGCUGUGGCCUCAACACAGAGAAGCAUUACUAUCCUCCUCCUUAUCAUCAUUAGUUUAUUUAUUUAAAACAUGUUGAGGGAGAGCCAUAGAGGUGCUGAGGCACACAGUAAGGUGCAGAAGUAAAUUUAUGAAGCAGCAAAAGAAGAAUAGAUUGUAAAUCACUGUAUAUGUAAAUACCUACUGUUUGAUUGCGACACAUUAUAUGCUCCUCACAAAGCAUUCCUUGGAUAUCCUCAAAUUUCUCUCCAAUAAAUUUCUUUUUAGGGGCAUCUUGCACUAUAAUAGUCAGGCUUACAGUUACAGAUGUGCCCCCUUUGUUUUAGGAUGUUAGAACAUGGAAAAACAUGAUGUAAUUGCAAAGAUGUCAGUGGUUUAGGAAUCUCAGCUUUAGGGUGGACCUUGUUGCGCAGCCUUUACUGUUUCUCCAACUUUUGCUCACAACAUCACAUCUCCAGGGACGUGACAAAUGUUGCAGGGCAGUGCGAAGGAAAAAAAAGGCAGUAGAAGAGAGAGCAGACACAAAGGCUUCAUUCUACAGUGACUCUGUUGUGUAAGAGAUUUCGGGGUAAGGAUAAGGGAAAACAUAUUUCUAACUGUUUUCUGAAGUUGCAGAAUUUAUCGUUCUGUGAGCUGUAUUGUUGAACUGGGUUGAGCUAGACUCCACUUUGGGAGCAUGAGAGCAUUGUUGGUUUGAAAGAUUUAUGGGUCGGUUUUAUCAGUCGGUUAGUUUCAGUUUACUUCAAAAAGAAAAUCUAGAUAAGUAAUCUGUGAUGACUGGAGAUGUUUGUAUGAAUUGUUUUGCUGUAUAUAUAUGAACGAAAUGAAUUUAAUUGACAUGUAACAUAUUUAAUGCGUGUAUAUUACAGGGACCUGCAACAUGGGAUGAUAAAGCCACUGGACUUUAUCUACUGGGACGAUGUGGCUUCAGCUCCAUAACAAACGUUGCACACCGAAGCUGGAGGUUUAACAGUGGAGGUGGAUUCGAAUCCUAAAAGGAUUGUGCAUCAUGUGCUGAUAUGUCAAAAAUAAGGAAAUGAUCUAGAAAUACUGUCUACAUUGUAAAUGCUAAAAACAGAAAUAUGGUUGAACUGUCUGUGAUAUCACCCUCACUUCUCUCAUACGUCUGGGGUAUACGCUCACCGCCAUCUUUAAGAUGGGAUUGACAGGCACCUGUCAAUCAAGCAAAGACCCGCAAAGCAUUUUCUCUUUGAGCCUCAUUAUCUUCCUAAUGGAACAGUGAUCUUAAAAUCCCCACUGUGACACAUAUCAGCAGGUGUGAAUUUAAUUAUUGAGACUUAAACUCGUUCAAAAAAAUACUGUAAUUACUUUUUGCAUUUUGAGAGAGGACCUCGGGGUGAGGGGUGGGGGUGCUUCAUCAGAUUCUGGGAUUUAUUGCAGCCAUUAUCAUGCUGCCGUUGAAGGACCAGCAUUUUAUACAGCUUGAUAAGUCCCUUGUACAGUAGCAUUACCUACAUGAUUAUGCACAACAGUCAUUAGUUGCUCUGCAAGACGUCCAAAAAGAAAGUAUCCCCUCUUUCACUUUGAAGAUUUUAUAUAUCAGGACUUCUUAAAAAUUAUCUGGUCCUUACCAGGUUCUAAAAUGAUUUAAUGAGACGAAGGAUGAUCAACAUCACGUGAAAUAUUACACAGUUUCAUUAUUUGAUUAAUGAAAAUCAAUGUGUGUGAAAAACUAAGUAAACUGUAUGAUUCUGUAGCUGCUUGAAGUGAUAGUUUUUUGUGUGACUUUAUCAGUCUCUCACAUCACUGUGAAGGGAUUUUGCUGUUGUACUCCUUCCAUUAAUUGUGGUUUUCUUGCAUUUAUUUAUGCACAGCUCUAUUAAGGUCCCACCACAGUGUUUCAGUCAGGUUGAGGUCUGUUAAUUGUAUGCAGUUCACGUAUCUCGUCCUGUCUAUGUAGACAGGAAGAGAUAGAAAUUUACAUUUAACUAUUACAACCUUCCUGGUCUUUGGGAUAUAACCUCGAGUUGUGUUCACUGACAAAGACGCAUUCAGACUGAUGGAAACAUGCUGGCAAUCUGUCUGCAUUUAUUUAUUAGACAGCAUAAUCUCAGAGUGGUUGCAGUCUUUCAGGGUCAGACUGGGACUGUUUGCAGAAAGGUUGCCUCCUAUCAGGUGAAAUGAGUCCUCUGGGGUGAGUUUCCUGCUCUUGGAAAGAUUAUAUCUAUCUUGUUUUCCACUUGUGAAUCAUUUUCUUACUGCAGAAUGAUGGACCAGAUUAUUUGGAGAUCACCCCACAACCAAUCCCAGAUGGCCAUCAAGAAUUGGUAAUCUAAGGUCUUUGCUGAUGUCUUUCCUCCUUAACACACACUUAAAUGCUACAGACUAGUACUAACAGCUGCUGAUGAUCAGUUGAUCAAGUGCAUUGGAUUAACAGCACCUUGCUGCUACUUACUGUCUUAAUUCCGAUAUUAUGUAAGGUUGCACUUGUUUGUAGUUUUUACACACACUGUUUUUGCCAUACUGUUUAUUAAAUAAAUAAUAACACAGUGUAAUGCUUCAUGUGUUGUUGCCUAGUGGAGGAUGUAUACUUGAAUCCUUAAAACUGAAAGACGAUUUUUAAAGAUUUUUUUUUAAUUAAUCUAUUUACAAGCCUGAUUUUGUCUUUGGUCUGACAUCAUGCUACCAAUACGUAACAUUGAUUGGUACAGCCUGUAUUUGGGAGGGUUUUUUUUAAACACAUGAAUACACAGCACUUAAUUAAGGGCCUCUAGUGAUUGAUUAAAAUUAGCUAAUUACCACUUGUAGACUAUUGAAUUUUUUUCCCCCUACUUAACAUUCUACAAAAGCUUUUUCUCACCAUGGAUUUAAGUGUCGCCCUCAGCUUCUGAGUGCUGGUAGUGUUUUCUGCCCUGGCUUCAUUAACUUAUUAGGCAAGAAUAUCAAGAGGUUCUAAUCAAUCUAUUAAUAAUCACCACGUUAGGGUCAGUGCUAUAAAGAGAAAACAUUUUUUCCAACCUAUUCUCAGACAGAAGCAAUCCUUUAAAAGCCUGUCAUAAACACUUAAUUUAAGUCACAUUUUCAGUUCAUUACACACAUGCAUGCACCUAACAGUUCAGUGCUUGUGCACAUACAGGGCUCAUAGUAGAUCAUUGUGAGGGACUCCUGCUAUGUGCCAAAGAGGGGAGCAUCGUGGGUGUUUUGGCUGCUUGAGGUUUUCAGGGGAAAAAUGAAUGACUGAAAGAGGAAAAGCUUACAGGAGCCUGUCUAAACAUACAAGCAACAGCAAGGUCAUUUUAUUUUCUUGCAGAAAAAUUCAAGAAAACUCAUCUUUCUUUCCUGGAAAGAAGAGUUUUC